AUGGCUUUCAGACGGUACUUGAGCUACUUCGCCUCUCCGCAUUCUCCUCGGGACACUCACUCACCAGACUUCCCGGUAAAUGCUCAUCUCCAUGAGCUGCAGCGAUUUUGGAAGUCGACGUACGAGGACCUGCUCAAAGAAGGCGACGAGAUAAGGUCGACUGCCAUGAUGCGCUUGUCUUCCAUGCGGGAGGGACUGUCGGUGUCGGACUCAUGGGACUUGCAGACGCUGUAUGACGGGCUUGUUGUCGAGAGGGAAGAACUUUCGGAGCUCUUACAGUCUCCAGAGAGACUCAGUUUCGAACUAGUUUCGAGGGCCUCUAGCUACAGAUCGCGCGCAAAGUCUCUGCACGGAGAAGUCCAAGAGGUAGUGCGGCGCUCACAGGCCGACCCUGAGGCCGCUCGUGCGAAAAGUUCUCAACCGGAACAGAUCAAGCUGGAGUCCCGUGCUCAAGCACACGCGAUCCGUCCCUCUCUCUUGCCCGGGGACUCUGACACAGAAGCUGAUGAGCUUUUGCUCCGAGAUGGAAGUCAAUAUGACACUGCCGACUGGACUGGAAGGGAUAUCUGCGAGUCUCCGACGAGCUAUGCCUCAUCUUCAGGCUGCUUUCCUGCAGACACUGAUUCAUCUAUACUUACGGAGUCGGCUACCGGGAAUUCAUGGGGAAGCACGGAUUCCUCUUGUGGACCAAUCACCCCGAUCUCCGCUCGCCAGUCUGCUCCCCGACUAAUGGACGUUCUUUCGUCGUCGCCUGACUUCCUAUUCAAGCUGAAUCAGGCCUUUGACGGACUUGACACGUUAAUCGACGUGAAGGAGCUGGAGUCGUUGUUAUCGGUCAUCUCUAUUGAGAAAUGUGAUCCGCCAUCACAAAAGUGCCCAACACAAGACAGUCUGCAUUUGCACAGGCCAGAGCAUUCCUUUUCAGACUUCUUGCCACCCAGCCGUGCUCUCGAAGCUCAAAGCACACCGUCUCAGUUUCCGUUCCCUCCAGUUCCACGUCUGCGUCGUUCCAGAACCGCGCAGCCUGUUGGUGGACGUCCUAUGCAUUCUCCAUCAUCCCUCUUCCCGACUCGGGGUCUCAGGCAUUUAAGGUCCGCGGAUAGCUUAGCCAUGUCACCAAACAGCAGAGUUGCGUACAGGUCGGACGAACAUGACGAAGAUUCGUUUAUGGAUGAUCUUGUCGAGACCUAUAGGUGUCAGGGCCUACGUACACCACGGUCUAGUACGCCGGACGAGAGUUAA
Messenger RNA from Fibroporia radiculosa, 1242 nucleotides. RefSeq lists its product as uncharacterized. NCBI's taxonomy places the organism in Eukaryota, Fungi, Basidiomycota, Agaricomycetes, Polyporales, Fibroporiaceae. The transcript has 6 exons. The record is from RefSeq and is a predicted model, not a curated record. Bases 1 to 1242 code for a protein of 413 amino acids.